GGUAACCAACCCCGGUGCUGCGGAGGGGUCCCGGUGACGGUGCACCCUCUCGGCCGAGCGCAGCAGAGACCGAGGAGGCCGCGGAGACCCAGGCGGAAGAAGGAGGGCCGCACCCGGGCUGGUCAGGCCAGAGGGCCGUGCCCCGGGGUCCGCAUCGUCCCUGUGGAGCCGCGGGGCCCCGCGUGAUGUGCGGGCUCCGUGCAGCCCCGCAGCGCUCGGGUCGGGGCCUGGUCGGGGCUGUCUGUGCCAGGAGCGCCGUGCUUGGCACGCAGCCUAUGGGCACGGGGCCCCGGCCCUGCAGGCAGCUGUGCCUGGACACCGACUCACCGCACCCUCGCCCCGAUGUUGCGCUGAGUUACAUCAGCCCCGGGGCUGUCCCACAGCCAGCAGGGCCGCAGCUCCGGGGCCUGGGGUCGUGUCUGCGUGCUGACAGCUGCAGAGCUCCGAUGUAGAGAAAUGAGUGCCUUGGGUUGGUCAAGAGUGACAUGAGAAAAUUGGAGUUGUUAACUUCUGGGUGAUAACAGGGCUGAAUCGUAGCAAAAAUAAUUCCAGGUUGUAUAAAAGUGUGGCUCCAGGGAGAGCCUUGAGCUGCGCGCCGUCAGAAGGGAGCCUCGGUGCUGCCCUGUGCUGGGAGGCCCCACAGCCUGGGUGGGUCACUGCCCCGAGGGGAGCACAGCUGUAACCGCGCUGUUCCCACUACACCUCUUCAAAAGCUGUUUUAAUCUGGAUGCUGUCUUCCUAUUCUUUAGUAUGUUUCAGAAUCCUCUAUAUGUCAUUGUGCAAUUUAUUUCUUUUAGUCAGUUAUUUCUGCAUUUAAUUCACAUAUUUGAAGAAUCCUGAUGCAAAUUACUGAGCUUAGCCUUAGAAAAUAACUGUCUUUGCUACAGCUGCGUGUCCUGAGAGCUGCGCGUACCAUAUUUUAUCUUUUCACGGGAAACCAUGUGCAGACAAGGGGACAUUUUGAUGCUUCCAGGCCUCAGGCUCAUUCCCCUCAGUUCUCUAAGGGCAGUGAUGCUUAGUACAGCCGGUGUUCUGCGUUACAGCCAGGAACACAGUGUGGCAGCUGGCUGUGUUGCACAGACGUAGUGGUUUGCUGGUGUGUGUUUGGGCUUAAGGGACUUUGUUUUGUUGUUACAUUUCUGUGUGCCGUGGUUGUUUCUUAAACAUCAUUUAGAUAUUUAAAAUUCAAUUAUGUAAGGCAUUCUGUUUUAUCAGAGAAGUGGAUUUGAGGCUGUAACUGUCAGCUAAGAAAAGAGCACACAUAAUAGUUUGGAGAUUGAGAGAGACAAAGCACUGAUGGGUGGCUGCUGUGCUGAGCUGACACUGAGAAGAGCUCUGCAGAUGGCUUAGGCACGAAGAAGCCAUGAUGGUGACUGAGGAGUGUUACUUUCCCACCCAAGUCACCGCUGCCCCACGCUGCAGCCUGGAUGCCAUGCCCUGACCACAGCGUGCUGGGUCUUGGCUUACUGCUGCCAUUGCACACUGUAACAAGGUGCCCAAGUGAGAGCUGGGCUGCAAAUGGUGUCUCCAAUUAUACUUUUUCUCUAUAAGAGAACAAGCUUCUUAAUACCUCUGUUGGGGCAGUUUUUUGUGUAAUAAAUUAUGUCCUAAGACAUAGAUUUCCCUGAUAUUUCUAUUUGAGCUACUCGUGUUAUGAGGAGCGCUGGAUGGGGUGGGUGGGGGUGGGUUUGGGCUGUAGCUGUGCGUGCAGCUGUCCGAUCUCAGCCGCCUGCUUGCCAUGGUGAAGCUGUGCAAGGCCCCAUCCUGUGGGCAGACAGCGAGCUCUGUGCUUUCUGAGGAUCUUGGGAUAGCUGAAAAAGGAGGGCAAAGUUAAAAUCAGUCUGUGACCAUCAAGCAGUAAUCACCUUUGAUUGUGCAGUCGCAUGUGAUGCUGGUUAUGAUUAAGCAGUGCUAUUACGUGAGGCAGAUUGCUCCACGCAGCGCUGUUACACGUUCCAUACUCUAUUUGUCACCGUGCGUUUCCAUCCGCAGGGCUGGCCGAGCCCUUCCUUGUAAAGCAGCUGCGGGAGAAGGGCAGCGUCCGUCUGGAUGCAUCCCAGGGAACGGUGCCCAUCAGUGCCACGCAGCGUGAAGUGACCGCUCCGAGCCCGAUUUUUCCCCGCGCCACCCAGCAGCAGCCCCACAUCGGAGAUGCUCCGCCGAAACGCAGCCUCGGGAGCCGAGUGGGAAGCGCGGCUCGCAGCGCUGCGAGGAGCAGGCCGACACGCCGAGAGUGAGUCUGAAGGCCGCUGAAGGUCCAUAUGUGUCACAGUUCCGGCUUUCCAUCUCUGGUGUUCUCAGACGUCUGCCAGACACGGAAGUGAGUACUGUAUAGUCUGCUGUCAAAGAUGGUGAAGCUGGAUAUACACACACUGGCUCAUCACCUCAAGCAGGAACGACUGUAUGUAAACUCAGAAAAGCAACUUAUUCAGAGGCUGAAUGCAGACGUAUUGAAGACAGCUGAAAAGCUGUACCGCACAGCAUGGAUUUCCAAGCAGCAGCGGAUUAACUUGGACAGACUGAUCAUCACAAGUGCGGAAGCUUCUCCUGCUGAAUGCUGUCAGCAUGCUAAAAUCUUGGAGGAUACGCAGUUUGUGGAUGGACAUAAGCAGUUGGGAUUUCAGGAGACUGCUUAUGGAGAGUUCCUGAACAGAUUGAGAGAGAACCCUAGGCUUAUCGCGUCCUGUCUGGUUGCCGGAGAGAAGCUCAACCAGGACAACACCCAGAGUGUCAUUCACACAGUCUUUACCUCCAUUUAUGGCAACUGCAUCAUGCAGGAGGAUGAGAGCUACCUUCUGCAGGUCCUUCGUUACUUGAUUGAAUUUGAACUUAAGGAAAGUGACAACCCUAGGCGGCUGUUGAGACGAGGCACUUGUGCGUUCAGCAUCUUAUUCAAACUUUUCUCUGAAGGACUUUUUUCUGCAAAACUCUUUCUUACUGCAACUUUACAUGAGCCAAUCAUGCAGCUUCUGGUUGAAGACGAAGAUCACCUGGAAACUGAUCCAAACAAGUUAAUUGAGAGAUUCUCUCCAGUCCAACAGGAGAAAUUGUUUGGAGAGAAAGGCACAGAAAAAUUUAAGCAAAGAGUCCAAGAAAUGGUUGACUCCAACGAGGCGAAGCUGGUGACCUUGGUGAACAAAUUCAUUGGCUAUCUCAAACAAAAUACAUACUGUUUUCCACAUAGCUUGCGAUGGAUCGUGUCACAAAUGUACAAAACGCUCUCGUGUGUAGACAGGCUGGAGGUUGGGGAGGUCAGAGCAAUGUGCACAGAUCUCCUUCUAGCAUGUUUCAUCUGUCCUGCAAUCGUUAAUCCAGAACAGUAUGGGAUAAUUUCUGAUGCUCCUAUAAACGAGGUGGCAAGAUUUAAUCUGAUGCAGGUUGGAAGACUUCUGCAGCAGUUGGCAAUGACAGGUUCUGAAGAGGGAGAUCCACGUAUGAAGAGCAACCUUGCUAAAUUUGACAAAAGCUGUGUUGCAGCUUUUCUAGAUGUCGUUAUUGAUGGGCGUGCGGUUGAAACUCCUCCCAUGUCUUCAGUCAACCUUCUGGAGGGGCUGAGUAGAACAGUGGUUUACAUGACAUACAGCCAGCUAACUACCCUGGUUGGUUUCAUGCGAAAUGUAAUGUUGAGUGAUCAACUUAAGGAAGAUCGGAUGGCUUUGGAAAACUUGCUAGCAAACUUACCCCAGAACAAACCAGGGAAGAGUAGCAGCCUUGAAAUGACUCCGUAUAAUACCCCACAGCUCUCUCCUGCUACCACUCCAGCUAACAAAAAAAAUCGAUUACCCAUAGGACAGCAAUUGGCAGCCAUUACUGCCUGGGAUACCUCUGCUACCAAUCUUUCAGCUCAUAUAACUCUAGUAACCCCUUUUGCAACUCGUAGCAGAAGUAGGUCAAAUAUUCUCAUGGAUCAGCAUGGGGAUCAUGAAGGAUCCUCCCAGGAGACCAUCCCAGAAGUUCAGCCAGAAGAAGUGCUGGUGAUUUCCCUGGGAGCAGGUCCGCAGAUUACUCCAGGAAUGAUGUCAGAAAAUGAGGUCUUAAAUAUGCAGCUUGCAGAUGGCGGACAAGGAGAUGUCCCUGUUGAUGAAAACAAACUCCAUGGUAAACCUGAUAAAACCUUGCGCUUUUCACUCUGCAGUGAUAAUCUGGAAGGAAUAUCUGAAGGUCCUUCAAAUCGCUCCAACUCAGUAUCAUCUUUGGAUUUGGAAGGGGAGUCUGUAUCAGAGCUCGGUGCAGGUCCGUCUGGGAGCAAUGGUGUUGAAGCUCUGCAGCUGCUGGAGCAUGAACAAGCCACAACUCAGGAUAAUCUUGAUGACAAGCUCCGUAAAUUUGAAAUCCGUGAUAUGAUGGGGUUGACUGAUGACAGAGAUAUAUCAGAAACUGUGAGUGAAACCUGGAGUACGGAUGUCUUGGGUAGUGACUUUGAUCCAAAUAUUGACGAAGAUCGUUUACAAGAAAUUGCAGGUGCAGCUGCAGAGAACAUGCUAGGCAGCUUGCUGUGUUUACCAGGUUCAGGAUCUGUGUUGCUUGAUCCUUGUACAGGUUCAACCAUCUCAGAAACCACAAGUGAGGCCUGGAGUGUGGAAGUAUUACCAAGCGAUUCAGAAGCCCCAGACCUAAAACAAGAGGAAAGGCUGCAAGAACUGGAAAGCUGUUCUGGGCUGGGUAGCACAUCAGAUGACACAGAUGUAAGGGAAGUCAGUUCUCGGCCCAGUACACCAGGCCUCAGUGUUGUAUCAGGCAUUAGUGCAACAUCUGAAGAUAUUCCUAAUAAGAUUGAGGAUCUCAGGUCUGAAUGUAGCUCUGACUUUGGAGGAAAAGAUUCUGUGACAAGUCCUGACAUGGAUGAAGCAGCCCAUGGUGCCAGUCAGUUGACAUCUCCUCCUUCUCAGACAGAUUCUUUGCUUGCAUUGUUUGACCCUCUGUCAUCAAAUGAAGGUGUGUCAGCUGUAGUACGGCCUAAAGUACACUAUGCAAGACCAUCUCACCCACCACCAGAUCCACCAAUUUUGGAAGGAGCUGUGGGAGGUAAUGAGGCUCGAUUACCAAACUUUGGGUCUCACACUUUAAUUCCAACUGAUUUAGAAGCGUUCAAGCAGAGACACUCUUAUCCGGAAAGGCUAGUCCGCAGCAGGAGUUCAGAUAUAGUAUCAUCAGUUCGGAGACCUAUGAGUGAUCCUGGGUGGAACAGACGUCCUGGUAAUGAGGAGAGAGAGCUUCCCAUGCCAACCACCAACACAGGGACAGCUGUUUUGAUGGCUACAUCUCAGUCAUCAUCUUCAUCUCCCAGUAAGGACUCCUCCAGGGGAGAGAUUGAUGAGCGAAAAGACAGCGAUGAUGAGAAGUCUGACAGAAACAAGCCAUGGUGGAGAAAACGCUUUGUGUCUGCCAUGCCCAAAGCUCCAAUUCCAUUUAGAAAGAAAGAAAAACAGGAAAAAGACAAAGAUGAUAUGGUACCUGACAGAUACUCGACACUACAAGAUGAUCCAAGCCCGAGGCUCAGUGCGCAGGCUCAAGCUGCUGAAGAUAUUCUGGACAAAUACAGGAAUGCAAUUAAGCGAACCAGUCCUAGUGAAGGAGCUUUAGUAAACUAUGACAGUGGAGAGACUACAGGAGAUGGUGAGAGCGUGCAUGACUCUCCACGUGAUGAGGCUUUGCAAAACAUGUCUGCAGAUGAUCUCCCAGACUCUGCAAGUCAAGUAGCUCAGCCACAAAGUUCUGCUUUCUCAUAUAGGGAUGCAAAGAAGAAAUUGAGGUUGGCUCUCUGUUCAGCAGAUUCUGUUGCCUUUCCAAUGUUGACACAUUCAACAAGGAAUGGUUUACCAGAUCACACAGAUCCUGAAGAUAAUGAAAUUGUGUGCUUCCUGAAAGUUCAGCUAGCUGAAGCUAUUAACCUUCAAGACAAGAACUUGAUGGCCCAGCUGCAAGAAACAAUGCGAUGUGUAAGCCGCUUUGAUAACAGGACCUGUCGGAAGCUGCUAGCCUCUAUUGCAGAGGACUAUAGGAAAAGAGCUCCGUAUAUCGCUUAUUUAACUCGAUGUCGCCAAGGCCUGCAGACCACUCAGGCACACUUGGAAAGGCUAUUGCAAAGAGUUCUGCGAGAUAAAGAAGUGGCCAACAGAUACUUCACUACAGUGUGUGUGAGGUUACUGCUGGAGAGCAAAGAAAAAAAAAUCAGGGAGUUUAUUCAAGAUUUCCAGAAACUUACGGCAGCAGAUGAUAAAACAGCCCAAGUUGAAGAUUUUCUUCAGUUCUUAUAUGGAGCAAUGGCUCAGGAUGCCAUAUGGCAGAAUGCCAGUGAAGAACAGCUUCAGGAUGCACAAUUAGCUAUAGAGCGCAGUGUGAUGAAUCGUAUUUUCAAACUUGCAUUCUACCCUAAUCAGGAUGGAGAUAUUUUACGUGACCAGGUCCUUCAUGAACACAUACAGAGGUUAUCUAAAGUGGUGACUGCAAACCACAAAGCACUUCAGAUUCCUGAGGUAUAUCUCCGGGAGGCACCGUGGCCAUCUGCACAGUCUGAAAUCCGUACAAUAAGCGCUUACAAAACCCCCCGAGACAAAGUGCAGUGUAUCCUGCGAAUGUGUUCAACCAUUAUGAACCUGCUUAGCCUGGCAAAUGAAGAUUCAGUACCUGGGGCAGAUGAUUUUGUUCCUGUUCUGGUCUUUGUUCUCAUAAAGGCAAAUCCACCUUGCUUGCUGUCCACUGUUCAGUACAUAAGUAGUUUCUAUGCCAACUGCUUAUCUGGAGAAGAAUCCUACUGGUGGAUGCAGUUCACAGCAGCAGUUGAAUUCAUUAAAACUAUUGAUGAUCGCAAGUAACUCAGACAGCACAUAUAUGGGCAGACUGUUAGCAGAAGAGUCUGUAAGAAUGUACAACAGCUGCAAAAGCUAAGAAGAGACUUUCCUUGUAUAAUAUUGUACAGAAUCGAGGCAUUUUAAAACACACCUUUACUAAUCAAAUUAAUUUAACAGGUUUUCCUCUUCUCUUUUGGUUGCGUUUUUCUCCCCUAUAGAUACUGGCACUGCAAAAGGGACCACAGUUUUCAGGUAUUUUGGAAUCUCAAAGCAUACAGAAAAGUCUGUGGUUUUUCCACCACCCCUCUUACUCACGUGAAUAAUUCACUUCAUUUCCAAUGGAACACUGAAACAAGAAGAAUCAGGGCAACCACUUAGUGUACUUUCUAGCUUAAUACACCUUUUAUUAAUAAAACACCAGCCACACUGAAAGUUUGUAGUAGGUGACAUUAGUCACCAAUUGUAUUUCACCUAAAUUGAAAAUUGGAGAGAACAAUGUAAAUAUUAUAUAACUAUAUUUAAUGCACUGCAAUUAUCUUUGGACUCAUUAUCCUUUGAAUAAACAAGCAAAAGCCUCUCGGACCUCUAACAGGUUGUUACAUACUGCGUUUUGGUAAAUGAAAGGACUUCCUUAAAAAGGCAAAGAGUAAAAAAGAACAAAAAACUAUUUAUUAAAAUGUAAUUAAGAGUACUGAAAUUUCUGAAACUGGAAUUUAUAAUAGACAGGGCUUGUUAGAUAGCUGAACACUUUUUGGCUAGGGCAUUAGGGCACUAUAAAGGUUUGAAUAUGUAAAGGAGAGAGGGUCUGUAAGUUACAAUAGAUAAGCCUAAUAUAAAAGAGGAGUAAUAAAAUACCUUACUGUAAUAUUUUUUCUGAAAUAUUGUGUAUACUGUACAAACCCCAAACAGAGAUCCUUAACAGAACCUUGGGCUGUAAUAUAUAUUUUGAUUAGUGACAUUAAAUACAUAUACCAGGGGUUUCAGUGAAUGUUUUUACUAAAUGUUCUUCAUGUUGUCUGCUAUGCAGCAGUGCAAGUUUUACUGUUCAUAUAAAAUAUUUUAAAAUACAACACUGUUCUUUAUGAAACAUAUCAUGACAUCAGUUCAGGGUGUUUUAUAGAUUUCCCACCCCACCUUUCCCUUAAGCUGACAAUUAUGAAUUCAAAGAAGUUUUUAUGCACAAAUACCACGUGGAUUUUUCAUGAAUGAUACGGUCUGAGUGAUGGCCAGUGGCUGUCACACGUAUGCAAGCAAUUGCUGCCCUUUUGUAGCUACAGUUACACUGAGAAAGGGCAGUGAGCCUUUAUCUUUUCCAUGUCAGUAUUAUUCUUGGCUCUUUCUGGAGUGUGGAGUGCACUUCUGACAGAAGGACGCAUUAGGAUGUGGUGUCUGUGAGUGGUAAAGGAAAGAAAAUCUGUCUCACAUUCUUUGCAAAAUAUGUUUGUUUUGGUUUUGUGUGUGUGUGCAUUCUGAUGAUUAAAACCUGUGCACAGCUGGUAUUCCAGAAAAUAAUUUGGUUAACUGAAAUUAGAACAACUUAUGCAAACUGUGAUGUGCUUGGUUUGGCUGUGCUACUUGUCGAGGCAUCAUUAAGGAUACUUCUUUACUAGGACUCUUCUAAUACGUAAUUCGGUAUGGCAGUUUUGCCAAGCUAAUCCUAAGUGAGAGAGUGGAAUGGGAACUUUUAUUUAGAGUCUUUAUGCUCUGUGGGAGACUUCAUUCUGUGGAAGAGCAGCACUCGAUAGAAAUGGGAUUCCUCUGAUUGCCGUACUGCGGUAACUCAGUGUGGAGCACUGCAAUAUUCCAGUGAUUUAGCCUUGAUGGGUUAUUGGUGCUGAACACGUAACUUAAUACUGCAAGCACAGCCCUGACCAAUAACACUCAGAAGUGAAGCACAAAUAUGCCUGAAAGAUAUGGCCAGAUCAUAUCUAAAAGCAAUAUAAACUUGUUUAUAGUGAAGUCUCCUUAAUAUUUAAUUAUUACUUGGAUAUCAGAGAUGUUAAGACCAACGUAUGAAAAUUCCUUUAGUCCUGCAGUUUGGGUUUUAGUUGAGGAGAAUAUCUGAUCCCUAAAUCGGUCUUGUUCUGAACUGUGCUCCUUUAAAGGAUGGCACAAAAGCACUAAGCUGGUGCUCGCCCUGUGCAUGGCUUCCCUUUGCCUGCUGGCAGACAGGGUCUGAUCAGCGCCAUCGCGUCUUUCAGAUUUGCUCUCCUUUAUGGAAGAGGUAAAGAGCCAUUUCCUUUGCAAUCUUUAUUACACUGUGUAGGAAAACACUUAAAUGAACUGGAGUCACUCUGAAAAAAUUACUUUAAGAACAGCGUUUGUUUUGAUGUGCCCCAGAUUAGCUGAGAGUCCUCAUUGCAAAGUUGUCCUUUGCUUUUUAAUUAAACAACUCUGAAAGUUCCUUAGGUCGCAUUGCUAGCCGUGGUUAGAAUUAGGUUUUCUGAAGAAUUAACCUUCCUGUAAUAUCACCUUAAUACCUUCCCUGGUGUCCUGUAACGUUUUAUUUUAGACUGAUGAAUUACAUGUGUAGGAAGUGAUGUUGUUAGAUUUUUGGUGUGCAAUGGUAAAUGUGAAAAGACAGCGCAUAAAGGACCAAAAGUGACAGAACUGUUGCCAAAAGGUGCCAGCCAACCACCUACAGCCCUUCCUGUAAACCCGGUGCUCUCUCCAACUGCCUUCAACAACUGAAGGGGCGUUCUGAGGGAAGGGGUAUGGGGGCCAUUAGCCGCGGGUUGUGUUUGUAGGCUCCAGGGCUGGUUGUUGGUGUGCCCGCAGGAGCUGCCCAGUCAAAUGGUGGCAUGGCUGUCCCCGUUGGUGCUGCUAAGGUGGUGGUUUCCUUUUUUGGGGGGAAGAGGAGUGAAGGAGAAGGGCCGCUCCUUCCAUCCCUGAGAAAUCCCUUUUUUUUCACUCUUAAGAAUUCUCCUCAAGGCUUUUUUAGAUCCUCUUUGAGGAGAAUGGGAAUGGAUGUGGCCCAUUAUUUGAGCUCAGAGGUUUUCGUUUUGAAGGCCUCACACUACCAAAUGCUGAAUGUAACUGCCGUAAGUUUCAGGAAAAAAAAGCCACCAUGCCUCCUGUGCUGCGUUUCCCGUGGGCGCAGCGUUGGUUCGUAUUGCUGGGAAACAUUCAUGUUCUUUAAGCCAAACUGGAGCAGAAGUUUGAGAUCUCACUGCUGUGUUCAAAGUGCAGUGCGUGGAGGAAGGCUGGCGGGGCAGAAAAGGAGCCGCAGGAGAAGGCAGACCUGUUUAGCAGCAAAGAUUUGAGCAAGUGAAGCAUGUGUGUGUGAAAUCGAGUGUAACUUACGUGGCCGUGUGCAGCACCGACUGUGCAGCCUUAGGCUGGCAGUGGGACGGAGCAGCGGGACGGGGCGGGCAGCUCUGAGCCUGGGCUGGUGGAGAAUUAACCUCUGCUGCGUUCGUCGUGUGUGUUCUGUACCUUUUAAUUGUGCUUUACCUCUGUUUAAAAGCUUUGUACUGCCUCUCCUAUUUGAAACUGGUAAAGCCUUUAUACGUCUAAAUCAGCGAGCUUGCACAAUCUUGUAUACAGGAAGCCCAUCUCGUCUCUAACGUGAUUAUUCAUGUAUUAUUCUGUGAAAACUGAUUAAAAGGAGAGCAGUU
This is a messenger RNA of Gallus gallus (chicken), 10408 nucleotides long. RefSeq names its product GTPase activating protein and VPS9 domains 1 (gene GAPVD1). The transcript is spliced from 29 exons. Gene Ontology annotation, biological process: vesicle-mediated transport; regulation of GTPase activity. The record is from RefSeq and is a predicted model, not a curated record. Lineage: Eukaryota; Metazoa; Chordata; Aves; Galliformes; Phasianidae. Gene Ontology annotation, cellular component: endocytic vesicle; cytosol. The coding region runs from base 2349 to 6815 and encodes 1488 amino acids. Gene Ontology annotation, molecular function: guanyl-nucleotide exchange factor activity; small GTPase binding.